AUGGGACGCGGUCAAUCCCCGUCAACAUCAGGAAUGGGGCAGGACCCAGUACAAGCAUCACGAUCUCAUCUGAAUUUAAUGCAACAAACACAACACCAGCAGGUACAGCCGUAUCAGUCACAACCGCGUCUACCACCAACGCACCAUCAAAAUGCUCAUACAAUCGAGAUUGAGAAUCGAAUCGCUGGUCUGCAUGAUUCUUCCCAAAGGGAUGACGUGAAGUUGAAAACAUUAAAGGAUAUUUGGACGAGCAUUGAGCAAGUAUACAAUCUUCCUGUUUAUCACAAUGUUGUUGAGAAGCUCGUGAAGAGUUUUCUGAAAAUUUUCUGCACAACUGCUCCGCAAUUUAUCACGGAGAACAACACGCGGAAUUUACGGAAACUUGUUCUUGAAAUUAUAUUACGUAUGUCUGGUGUUGAGUCGGUUAAAUCGUCUUCUAAAGAUAUUAUGAAACAAAUGCUGCGGUUAAUUACAUUGGAAAAUGAGGAAAACGCGAUAUUGGCUAUGAAAAUCUUCAUCGAUCAGGCUCGAAACUUUGGAAAAAUCACAUAUUGUCCUGAAAUUAGCAGCACAAUGGAGGCGUUCAAGAAAAUCUUGAUCGACUUAACGAAUUUGGCAAGCAACGGCGAGAUUUUCAUUGCCAAGGAUAUGGCAAAACCGUUUGGAAAUUAUACAGAUGAAGAGCUUAUUUCGGACUAUCUUAAAUCGUGUUUUUACGUACAGACGAUAACUUUGAAUGGAACUGAUACGAAGUAUACACUAAUUCCUCUUGCAACCCAAUCGUUCAAAAUGCUCCAAGAGAUUCCGAUGCUUGUCGUUUUCUUUUAUCAACAUUAUAAGACCAGCAUUCAAUCCGAGGCUCUUGAAUUUAUGAAGUUUGGUUUCAAUUUUCUAAACGUUCGUCUUCCGAAAGACAUGAAAAAUAACAUAAAUCAAUCGCUUGCCGACGAUUUCUGCAUUGCUCAAACGAAAUAUUUGUCGUUUGUUAACAUCAUGGGAAAAAUUCAAGCGUUCAUGGAUAUGAUCGCGCAACACAUUGAUCAGCUCGUGACUGGACUUUUGCAAUUGCUGGAGCAUUGUCCGGCGGAUUUGAUAGCGACUAGAAAAGAUGUUCUUGUCGCUAUGAAAUAUUUUGUUUCUGGGGACUUGAGAAUGAAAUUCUUCCCUCUUUUACCAAGAAUGCUUUCGGAAACUGCUUUACUUGGAACAGGAUUCACUUCUAUUGAGAAUUUACGAGUUUUCAUGUAUCAAAUGCUUGCUGAUCUUCUUCAUCAUAUGAGAAAUCAACUGACGUACGAAAUGCUUUCUCAUAUUUCCUUCAUUUUCUGUCGACAACUUCACGACAAUACGACGAAUGCUCAAGUGCAAAUCAUGUCGGCUCGUCUUCUGAACAGUAUUGCCGAAUGUUUGGUUAAAAAGGAACGAGAAGGAGAACCGGUUUGUACUCGAGAUGUUCUGACUGAAGUUCUCGAAGCACUAGUUGCGAAAUUGAAAGUAAUCGCUUAUUAUCAUUUGCCUCUUCUUUUCCAACAAUAUCGGAAUGAAGUCGAAUACGAAUACAAAAUUCCUGAAAAAAUAUCGAAAAGUGAUGAUGAUAUUAUUGAUAUACGACCAAGAAGAUUGUCGAUUGAUUCGAUUGACGAGCUCGAAUAUAAUUCGAAGUUGCCGGAAUGCAAUGUUCUGCCAUUUACGCCGUUGCCCGAACCCACGAAGGACGGGAAAAUGUUCAAUACACCGGAUGCAAUUCUAACAUCACUUUCGGUGCCAAAUGCUCCGCCUGUUGGAUUGCUUGAUGGAAGGAAUUUGGUGAAAUUCAUUUUUCAAACGUGCAAAUUUGUUGCUAUCCAAAUGAAGGAUACGAGGGAAACCAUGGAUUCUUAUCAUAUUACGCGGGAGCGAGAUUUGUUUGAGCGUCUUCUCAAAUAUGGUGUAAUGUGCAUGGAUAUCUUCGUGAUUCCCGUUAGUCGGCAUUCGUCGUCAAGCAAUCGAACCAAAGACGAAAAAGAGACGCUUGAAUCUCUUGCCAGCGUGUUUACCACAAUCCAAGAAAGCAUUUUUCGAGAGCUGUUUGAGAAAUAUAUGGAUUUUUGUCUCGAAAGAAUCUUCAAGAAUUUCCCUCUGCAACUCAUGAUCAACACAUUUUUGGUACGGCACGAGCUUCCAUCAUUUGCUUCGAUAAUGCUGUCAUUUCUUAUGGAUCGAAUGAAGUGUCUUUCUGUUAGCACUGAGAAAACUGGUCUCUAUGUCAAACUGUUCAAGAUUAUUUUUUCUGCCAUUGGAACUCAGCACCCGAAUGUUGAAGGAGAACGAAUGCUCAAGCCAUUCCUUCCUGAUCUCAUUCGUCAGGCGACAGUUUUGGCGCUGUCUGCGAAAGAGCCGCUCAACUAUUUCCUCCUACUUCGUGCACUUUUCCGUUCGAUAGGCGGUGGAGCACAUGACAUAUUAUACGGAAAAUUUUUGCCGCUUUUGCCGAAUUUGUUGCAAUUCUUGAAUAAACUUCAGUCGGGACAACAUCGUGUUCAAAUGCGCGAAUUGUUUAUCGAGCUCUGUCUGACCGUGCCGGUGAGGCUCUCAUCACUUCUUCCAUAUUUGCCAUUGCUUAUGGACCCGCUGGUUUGUGCAUUAAAUGGAAGUCAAGGAUUAGUUCAACAAGGAUUGCGAACACUUGAAUUAUGCGUUGAUAACCUUCAACCCGAAUUUCUUUUCGAGCACAUGGUGCCAGUUCGAGGAGCUCUCAUGCAAGGGCUUUGGAGAGUCGUCGCCACUUCCAACGAUCCCGGAUCAACAGCGGGCGCAUUCAGAAUUCUUGGCAAAUUUGGUGGAGCCAAUCGCCGAAUGCUCAAUGAGCCGCAAAUGCUACAGUUCGCUUCGCCUGCCGAGAUUUCACAGUCAUUUGUAAACAUGGAAUUCUCGCGAUUGGGCUUGGACGGCAAAUUGAGCAUUCAUCUGCCGUUGAGUGACGUGAUGAAAAAUGCGGUUGAGCAGAUGCGCAUUAGUUCGACACCGAACGAUUCCAUCUCUCAGGUGGGGCUUGUGGCGAUGCCGGUGCUUCCGAGCAUACAUUUGAGGAAACAGUGUAUGGAGCUGGCUAAAUCGGUUCUUCUCACCGGCCUUGGUCCACCACAGGUCAUGAGUAAUAAGAAUAUCAAACGAAUGAUCGAUCAAAUCAAACAUAUAUUCUUGAAAUUCAAAAUCAAUGAAGGAACUUCUGUUGUUUACAAAUGUCCCAGAGAAAACGAUCGUUUGCUGUUCAUCAACGCCUUAUUAGUCUUAUUUUAUGGUUUGGUCACCAAAGAUCCCAUACGCCAACAAUAUUUGAAGUUUUUCAAUGCCGUCCUUCGACAGUUGGCUCUGAUUGGUCUACUUGAAUGUGCAGGCGGCGAACAAUGGAUACAAAAAGCGGAUGAAGAACGAACUAAGUUCUUGUGUCUUGAUUCGGCCGUUCUUGUCGACGCGCUUUGCACUGCAUUUUCGGACUCCAACAAGGACUUUUGUCAUUCAGCAAUGGUUGCCCUUCGACAUAUAAACGAUAUUUGCGCUGCAGCUCUUCCAAAUCCUGAUAUGAUGAGUAAAAUUCCGUUUUGCCGCUAUUUAGUUGAACGUAUUAUUAAUUUGUGUCAUGGUCCUUCGUGGUUUGCGCGACUUGGCGGUUCAAGCGCUCUCUCUUAUAUGAUCGAAAAAUAUCCGAAAAUCUUUAUCGAGGAGUUCAUGGAACCGAUUGCUGAGGGAUUCAUUGAAGUCAUAAUCGGAUCUGUUGAUGAGAUCUCAUCAGGAAGUGUCGACAUGGCAAUGGAAAGUAUUGAAAAGUUGCUGAAAGCGAUGCUCAUUGGAAUUGAUGAUCGCAAUGAAGUCGAGAGGAGACUCGACAAAUUUGUACCCGCCUUCGUCAGACAUUAUUUCCACGGGUGUCCAGAUGUCCGGCGAAAGAUUGGAAUUCUUCUGCAGCAGUGUCAUUCAAUUGGACAGGUUGCCGAAACAUUUGACGGGUUUAUGUAUAGGUAUCGGGAUUUAUUUGUACCGGAUGUCGAACGCAUUUUGAAUACUAUGCCGUAUAUGUCGUUGUACGACUCGAUUGGUUCAUUGGCAGCUUUAAUCGACAUUAUAAAUGUUCGACCGAGAAUGUACGAGUUCGCUCAAGAUUAUGACCGCUGGAGGCGAUUUAUUACAUUUUUGGUCGAUCUUGCACAAACCGAAUCUCAAAUUCUUCUUCAACGACCAAUUUACAAGAAAUGCGAGAAUUGCGCUUCCCAUUUUUUGCCUCCGAUUCCGAUAUGUGAUCAGAUUGAUAAUUUACGGUGUAACGCAAUCAGAUGCAUUGUGACAAUCUACAGUUUGAACAGAGAAGCAGUGAAAGAACGAGGUGUCGCGAAUAUCGAUUCAAUGGAAAUUGAUGAUAAUGUGAUGGAAUUGAGAGCCGAAUGGGGGCUUGAUAUUGAUCGAUUGACGGGUGAUCACAUCUUUGAUUCGAAUAGGCCCCAUUCUUUGAAAAAAUUGCUAACUGUGGCGUUGCGAGCAAAUCUCAAUUUGGAAAUCGAGGUUAUCAGUAAAUGCUCACACGAGAUCUUAAGAACGUUGGCACCUCUUCCACUAUCAUUCCUUAAUUUGGCAUCGAAAGAUUUUCUCGAUCGAGUUGGAGCAACGCUUCCGAGCCAUUCGAAGCUUCUAUUGGAUGAUAUUCACAGACUUGAUCGAGUUUUCUGGUUGAAUCCGAAAAUAUUAACGAAAACGAUGGCUGUCAACCUUACCAACUAUGUUGUUAAUUGGAAUAUGGAGGAGUUAAAUAAUGAAAAUAAGGAAAAUGAGCUCGAGGAGGAAAAUGAGCAGUCUGAAGAAACGAAAAAAGUUCGACAUCUGAAUGAAGUCCGAACGAUUGCCAAAAUUGUAUUAAUUUUGGCGAAUUGCAAUGAUUUGGAAACGAUAACACCACAAAUGGUCAUUGAUAUCGUCAAAUUUGCUGCUGGAUUUGAAUAUAUUUAUGCGCAAAAUAUCAUUAAUGGAUGGACUGCUGAUGUUACGAAAGUGAUUUCGAAGUAUCCUCAACAAGUUCUCUCAUUUUUGUUCUCGACUGAAUCCUUGGGAGAUCAAAGUCGAAAAGCAUUUAUGCGUCGAAUUAUCGAAUAUGAUGAAGCACAAGUGUUGCGUACAGUUUUGAUGGAAAAUUCCGAAUGGCUUGAACGAAUUUUGGAGGGAAAAUCAUUUGAUAUUGCUUCUGAUAAAUGGGUUGAAGAACCAUACGAUGAGAUGAAGACGUGCCAUCGAGAAUUGUUUGCCCUUCAGAUUUUGAACACAAUUCUUCGAAUUCAUCCACAAUGGUAUACGAAACCAAAUUCACCAAUCAAUCGACUUAAAGAUCUUUGGAAUGAUACGGAUUUCAAGCAGCGAUACGUCGUUCGAUCUCCAAAUGAUGAUGAUUUGAAAAAGAUUGUUGUUCGAUUUAUGACUGAGCACAAAUUCAAAGUUCCAAAACUCAUUGUGACAUGCUUUUUGAGAUAUUUGAGAAUAUACUACGACGAUUUCGAACUUUUAUUCGACGUUAUCACGGUGUUCAUUGGCAAUUUUGUCACCGAUUUCACAUUCGUUCGCACAUUUUUGGAGAAUGAAGUGAUUCCCGUAAUGCCGUUGAUGUGGCGACGACAAGCAUUCUUGCGAAUCAUGGAGAAAUUCGAAACGAAUCCGGAGAAAACGGUUACCGAUUUAAGAGUUGUCAAAACUAUUCAAUACCUCAUCAUACCAUCUCUUCAAUGGGCUUUUGAACGAUACGACGUUGAUUCGAUUGUUGGUGAAUCGCAAGGAUCACAAGAUGGGAUGGAGAACGAUCCGAAUAAUCUUGUUUCGAGAUUGGCGAAGGUCGUUGACACACAUCGGCAGAAAAUGAGCGACGGAAUGGUGAUUGUCUUUUAUCAAUUGUGCACAUUGUUCGUCCAACAUGCUCCUCAUCAUAUUCAUAACAACAAUUUCAAGAAACAAGGCGGAAGACUGCGAACAUUCAUGCUGUUCGCGUGGCCAUGCCUCACAUUGGCCAAUCAUCAGGAUCCUACGAUGAGGUUCACUGGAUUCUAUUUCCUUGCGAACAUUAUUGAACGAUUCACAAUCAACCGAAAAAUUGUGCUUCAAGUGUUCGAAACUCUUACUCAAACUUAUCAGCAAGAUAAUCGCGAUCAAGUGCGGAAGGCAAUUGAUAUUCUGACGCCAGCGGUUCCAAUCAGAAUGGAUGAUGGUCAUGCACAAAUAUUGAAAUAUGUGCGAACUGUUCUUCUGGAUGAGUGCCACAAUUUGAUGCAUGUUCAACAUGUUUAUCAAAUGAUCAUCAGAAACUAUCGAGUCUAUUAUCCGGUUCGCCAUGAGCUAUUAACACCGUUACUCAACUCAGUACAACGGUCACUUGUGAUUCCACACAGUUUUGUUGACGCAUGGCAAUCUCGUCGAUUGGCUAUAGAAGUUUGUGAGAUGGUAAUUAAAUGGGACCUUCUUCGAAUUGAGAAAACCGAAUCGCAAACGCACGUAACCGCUGAAGACGCGCUCGAAGUUGACAAAAUGCUCGAAACACUCAAAGGAGGAGUGUUCGACAAGGAAAAAGACGAUGAGAUUUGUUCGAAUCUCAUCAAAAGAGAGAAAAUGAAUAAUUCCGAAUACCCAAUAUCAAAGGAGCAUAUCGAUCAGAUUGUCAACAUGCUUGUUCGAUUCUGUGUUACAUUUACGAACAUUUCGAUGCAGAAUGGACAACAAAUGCUUUCGGUUGCCAGCGAAUUGAUAAAGAAGUGUCAUGGAUUGCUGAGAGCUGCAUUAAAACCGUGUGUUUGGGGAAGAAUAGCGACUAUACGUCCUAGUGGUCUCGACAAGAACAUGAUUAUUCCACCCGAGCUCAUCAAUUCGAAAUUGGAAGGCAGUGGAACGUCGGCGACCUUAACCACCUGCGUUAAUACUGCGCAAAGCUCGUUAGAAUUGAUUUUGAACUUGAUCAAUACGAUGCCCAAAGAAUUGCUUCUCCAGACACUUAAGCCACUUCAGAAGGGAAUCAUAUCCUGUUUGAACAGCGGAAUUCAAGUGCUGGUUCGACUCGUCAAUCAGCUUGUUGGAAAGUUGUUCGAGAAGACGAAGACAUCUCAAACUGGAUUGGAUGAGCUGGAAGAGUUCAAUCGAUACAUUGCGCGAUAUCUCAAUGAUCAGUUCACUCUUAAUGUCAAGAAUCCUCAAGCUCCAGUUGCUGCACUUUUCACUGCAUUCUCAUUGGUACGAACAAUUUGCUCAAAUCAACCAGGGUAUCUUGAUGCGAUUUGUCUCAACUCAUUCCUAAAAGUUGCUGAAAAAGCAGCUCGCGAGCAUCUGUGUUAUGUUCAGAAUGGUCAAGACUCUCAUCGAGAAAAAGGCGUCGUUGAAAUGGUAUGCAUUUCAAUGGAAUUGAUUCGACCGCGUCUUGAUUUUUUGCCAACUGAAACACGAAAAGUCAUUCUUUUGAAUAUUGCGUCCGACUUGAUUGGAAGAAGUUCAUAUGAGAAGGUCGUCGAAAGCUGUUUGAAAGUGGUCGGUACUCUCAUCAGCACGACUGAUAAUGAUUUCACUUUACAAUAUUCACUUCCAUUGCUUUUAAAAGUGCAAGAAGUCAUCAAAGCGCGUUUUAGAAGCUCUAAAGAUUUGUACACGACGUUUCUGACAUAUGUCGCUCGUGCCUAUGAGAAUACAGACUAUCGAAUGUCAGAAGCGGGCAGUCGAUUGUGGGAAGGCUUUGUGUGGGGAUUGACGAGCAAUGAUUCGGAUAUCCGCGAAAAAUUCUUGCUGAUAUGGGAAUCCACGUGGCCGCAUUUAUCGUCGAUCGAUAUGCUUCAACGCAUGAAGUAUAUCCUAAAAGAUCAAGAAUGGUCGAGAUUCGGACAAUACUAUUGGUUGCGGCAUGCAUUGUGGAGUAUGCUUCGAUGCGUCAACAUCAAAGGAAAGCAGGAAGCCGCCAAGAAAGAAGGAUUCAAGAGGAAACUUGUUCUCAUGCUCAAUUGUUCUUCACCGUGGAAAACGUUUGAAUUCGCGGCGAAUUUGAAGGAUGUCAUUAAAGAAGAAGAUGAAGACGAUACAAGCAAGCCUGAAUCAAAUGAACCGGAUCCGAAAAUAAAAGAGGAAAUAUUGGAGGAUGACGACAUGGAAGAAUGCCAAACAGAUCAUGAGAAGAGGCUAAAAACUCUUUUGGAUGAGCAGAACGCACUUUUCGCCGAGGCUUCCGAGUUUGAUUUCGCACAGACUAUCGAUGCUGUUUCAAAUUUCGCAUUCGCCGUGCCAACGAGCAGUGGUUGUGUGGCGAAUAUGUGGAUGGUGUUGUUUAAAUCAUUCUGGGCUUCUCUGACUCCUGAAGAGAUAACUGACAUCCAACCUCUCAUUCUUCCCUUCUUGUCGAGUGGAACUCAUAACACGUACCGGUCGGGCUACGAAAGAAGUGUCUUAGCAGAUUGGCUCAAUACUAUGAGCCAAGUGAUCCCGCUUCCGCCGAAACUCGUACAAUUUAUUGCGGCUCGACACGAAUGCUGGCAUACUGGAAUUGUAUUGCUCGAACAGCAGGCGGUGAAGAUUGGAAGACAAGAGAAUAAUCAGUUCGUAAUGGAAUUGCCGAUUCCGGAAGAAAAUCAGCGAGAUUUUGAUGUCUUGGAUUCAUUGGCUGCUUUGUAUUCUGAAUUGACCGAAUUCGAUCAAUACGCUGCUGUAUGGGAUAAACGAGCACUUACAUCGACGACGGGAAAAGUAAUCGCUGCAAUGCAAUUGGGAGAUACCGAAACUGCUCAGACGAUUCUUGAAAAUGCAAUGACGACGAUUGCCGACUCUCUCGCUUUGAACAUGAAUGUGAAUGGACAGCCUGCUACAGAUCGUCAUAUUGGACCCCUGCUGGACCAGGAAUAUGAUAAUUGGAUGCAAAUGUAUAUUGAUUGCUGCGCUGAUCUAUUGCAAUGGCAAAAUGUGGCCGAUGUGUGUAACAACAAAGACAUGCAAUAUUCGCGAGGGCUGAUUGAAGCUGGUCUUCAUAUUCCGGAUUGGAACGUCGUCGAAGAAUGUCGCAAUCAGAUUCAUGGUUGCAUUCCGAAUGAUUUCUUCCCGGAGUUUACUGUGUAUAAUACGAUGCUCACUAUAAUGAAAAACAAUGAUAUCAAUAUUGACGCACACAAGGAAAGAAUUAAGCACGCAGUUCAAGAUUGCGUUGAAGCACAUAUUGCCAAAUGGAGGUCACUUCCAAAAGUUGUAACAUAUUCACAUGCAAAAUUAUUGCAAUGGAUGAAUCUUGUUCGAGAAGUCGAAGAGGCAACUGAUCUACGAUGUGCUAUAGAAGUUCCGAACUGCAAAUUCGAGGGACCACUUCUUCAAGAUCUGAAAGUUCUAAUCAAAAUAUGGAGAAACCGAAGUCCAACCGUUUCUGACGGUUUGAGAUUCGUUUCUACCAUGUAUGAUUGGAGAUUACAAAUUCAUUCUCUAGUGCUUCAACGGUUUGAGAAUUGGGAAAAGAUGAAUGUCAACGUGCCCAGUAUUAUUCCCUCUGCAACGACCAAUCAUUCGAUACUCCCUAUUCAUUCUGCAGCCCAAGGCCAGCUUACUAUUGCUAAAUGUGCUCGGCAGCAAGGGUUUCCGAAUCUCUCAAGAGAUAUCAUGAACAGAAUCGCUUGUAUGCCGACUAUUCCUAUGCUUGAUUCUCAUCAAAAAGUGUGCGAUUACGCAAAAGCUCUUCGAGUACAGGCGGCAAUGACGAAAGAUGAUAUCGAACGACGUGAAGUUCUUCUGGAGACACUAGAAGUUCUCGAAGAUGUUAAGAUUCAAGAGAUGAAUAGAGAGCAAAUCGCCAAAUUGUUCUAUCAGCGGGCGAAUGUGCACUCGGAACUCAAUCAAAUCGAUCUUGCUGAGAAGAGCUACUCGACAGCGGCACAAUUGGUGGACUUCAAGACGAAUCAAUUGAGUCCCGUAACAGUGAAUUUGAUGAAAUCUUGGGGGCAUCAUGCCUACAAGAUGUUCUUCUCAUCUCCAGUUACCGAGGACAGUGCUUUGAAGUAUGGUAGACAAGCACUGGCUUGCUACUUCGCGGCAUCGCGCGCCGAAUCGGAACCGAAAGCGAGAAAAUAUAUUUCGAGAAUUAUGUGGCUCGCGAAACAUUUGUCGAUUUGCGGUCCAAAAUCGUUUGAAUCUCUUGGAAGGAUAAUCCAGAAUCAUCUACUUUCGCUGAAUGCAUACAAUUGGUUGUAUUGGCUUCCUCAACUUGUUGCCGAAAUCAAUCAUACUCCAAGUUCGCCGUUUGUUAGCCUCCUUAUCAAGAUCACUCCAACAUUCCCAAUGCAAGUCUUUCAUGCGAUUCGCAAUGUGUUCCCGAUUCCAUUAAUCGACGUUAUUCUUGAAAAAGACGAUGAAGAUUAUCAGUGUAGUGAUGAAGACGCAUUCCCAGAAGCUCCGCCUUGUGUGAGGCUUCUCCGAAUUGCUUGCAGAUAUCGACCAACUGAUAUUCGAGUUUUCCAUCGCAUUCUCCACGAAUUAGAUGAAAUGCCGGAGUUUUGGGCUGAGAAGCAUUUGCGCUAUGCUAUCGGAUUGAAAGAGCAGCUUUUCAAGGAUUUGUCUUCUAAUAUGGAUGCAACUUUCAAUGACACAAUGAUUUCGGAAGAUACUCAGACAAUUAUGAAAGAUUGGAUUGAGAAUCUGAAUAGCGAUUUACAAUACUACAACAGAUUCUACAAUUUCAAUGAAAAACAAAUUACUAACUUGGGAAAAUUGGAAGUUGGCAAAGGGUAUUUGAGAAACGAGGAGAAUGUAAAGAGGUUGUCGUUCGAAAAAGAAGUACCACGAUCUGCGCAGGACACGCCAAAAUCCGACGACGAACUUUUGUUUGUCAAGGAAACCAGUUCGACGUUUAUCAAAAACUUGUCAUUGUCAGUUGAAGCCAUCCAGCCAUUGAAAUUUGUUGAAAUUGUGAUUGCUUGGAUCAAAAUGUUGAAGCAAAGAAUUGAAUCUCUUCCAAAACGGGUUCCCAUCGAGAUUACGAGCACUUAUUUAUCGAGAUUCACGCAUCGGGUUGGAUGUGUUGAAAUGCCGUACGAUCUCCAGAAUGUUUUACGCGUCAGAAACCAUAAUACACCAAAUACGCCGAACCAAUCAGGACAAUAUGUGUCGAUGAUUUCUCGGUUUGAUCCGCAUGUCGAGAUAAUCGUUCGUGGAGGACAAGUUCAACGAUGCUUGAACAUCCGAGCCCAAACUGGAAAGACGGCGUCGUUCUAUUUGAGAAAAUAUUUGACGCCUCAAAAAACGAACCGCGUUCCACAACUAUUCUCGCAUGUCAACACACUUCUGCAGAAGGACCGUGAGACGGCAAGACGGUAUCUUUACAUGCCGAGUAUGACUCAGAUGAGAGCCAGCUCAAGGACUUUUAUUUACGAGAUUGCCUUUGUCCAGCCGUACUUCCAAACAGUUGAAUGCGGAAUGAUCAACCCGGUGUCGGCGUACGAGAUUAUUCACCCUAUUGAUAUUUUGGCGCAAUCGUUCCACGAGAUGCGAAUGACGCCUGAUGAUUUGGUCUACAUGUUCUUUGAAAGAUUCGCGCAACGAUCGAGUCAGGUGCAGAAUCCUGAAGUGCCGUCGAUGAUAAUGCCGGAUGGAAGCGGUAUCGCUCAAGCUGUUCCGCAGCCAAUGCAAUCGUAUCAAGUGAAACGCGCAAUUUAUGAAGAAUUUGUGCGCGAUAUGGUCUCCGACAGAAUUCUCGUGGAUUAUUUCACGCUUCGUUAUCCUGACAAGACCAUGUACUACAUGAUGCGCAAGAAGUUCGUGCAGUGUCUCGCUGUGCUUUCAGUUAUGGAGUCGCACUGUAGUCUGACACCAUUGACCUUGGAAGAUAUGAUGAUAACUGCGAAUACCGGCGUUCUUGUUAAUGUACAUUAUCGAUUUGAAUUGGCGCCGAAAGGAACUCGACUUGAAAUGAUCAACAAAAACUGUCAUGAUGUGCCUUUCCGACUCACACCGAAUCUGCUCAAAUUCAUCGGAAUGUCUCUCGAUGGCGAUUUGAUGUGGUGCAUGGCGGCAAUGGCGAAAUGCAUGUCUCGAAAAGAACCUGAAAUUAUUAUGAGACCUCUUCUUUGGGAUGAGCAUGCCGAUAAUGUUGAAUCUGAUGAUUUGAUAUAUGUAUGCCAUGCGACAAAUAGUUAUGUCAACGAGAUUCUAAAAAAAUUAGACAAUACAAACUCUUCCGAAGCAAAAUUGCGACGUGAUGAUAUUGCUUCUCAAUUGUGUCGUGCACGAAAAGCUGAAAACCUAUCCCGAAUGCCACCUAGCUAUCACCCGUGGAUGUGA
Molecule: messenger RNA, 12288 nt
Organism: Caenorhabditis bovis
Lineage: Eukaryota; Metazoa; Nematoda; Chromadorea; Rhabditida; Rhabditidae
Source: the annotation of a GenBank genome assembly